GGAGAGGAGGGAGGAAAACUACAGCUCCCAGCAGCCUGCCUGGGCAGCCGUGGAAGGGCAGGGUUCACCCUCGCGCCGACAGCAGCGGAGGAUUUAGGGCGCGUUCGGGAAAAGGGCUGUCCAGCCGAGCCAAAGGGCCUCCGGGAAGGACAAGCCCCGGGGCCAUCGCUGGCCACCUCGCUGCUUCUCUUCACAGCCCCAACCGGCUCCAGCCCUGCCCAGGUGUUCAGCUGCAGUUCCUGAGGCCAACGCAGGAUGGUGGCCCUGCUGGGGGUAGGACUUGGUCAGCCACCCCACCAGCAGGGAGACAAAUCCCCACACAAGCAAAGCAGAAAGUGAAGUAAAAGGUGCUGGGACCCCACAGGAGAAAGAAAAUGGAAAAGAAUCCAAGUGUGGACCUGCCUGGAGCCGUGCUGGCCCAAGACAAAAUGGACAGCAAAGGAGACAGCAGUGUCCUCCAGGAAACUCAGGAGGACCUGGAGAUAAGCAGGCAAUGUGAAAGCUCCUGCACAGCAGAGGAAGAUGCUUUAUCAAGAAGCAAGUCACUGAGCUCUGAGAGUAAAAUGACACAUUCAGAUAUGAACGCCACAGAAGAUGUCACCGAGGGCCUCUCAGCAGAGGAGAGCACCAGCGUCCCUCUCCUAGGUCAGGAGCCAGGAGAGCACACGGAGCAAGAAACACAGGAAAGGGAAUCCUCAAGCACAUUAAGGAGCAGACAUGGGACAAAAGCCGGGCCAGCCCAAGGUGAGGUGGAGAGCACAGCAGAGCAUCCUGCACACCAGGAGCCCCCCAAACAAACACUUGAGCACCAAGUGACGAGUAGGUGUCCUGAGACCUCCUGCAAACCAGAGGAGGACUCUUCAGUGAGUAAUCCACCAACUGCUUUUGGGGAAGAGGUGAAGCUUUCAGAGUUAGCUGACCCCACAGUGGAGGAGAAGGUUCCUCAAGGAACUGCAGCAUCACUGGAAGAAUCUGUGGAGACGAGAGAUGGUGUCUCAGAAAGACCUCAGGAAGAAGAUGACUCGGACAGAGCCGUGCUGGCCCAAGACAAAAUGGACAGCAAAGGAGACAGCAGUGUCCUCCAGGAAACUCAGGAGGACCUGGAGAUAAGCAGGCAAUGUGAAAGCUCCUGCACAGCAGAGGAAGAUGCUUUAUCAAGAAGCAAGUCACUGAGCUCUGAGAGUAAAAUGACACAUUCAGAUAUGAACGCCACAGAAGAUGUCACCGAGGGCCUCUCAGCAGAGGAGAGCACCAGCGUCCCUCUCCUAGGUCAGGAGCCAGGAGAGCACACGGAGCAAGAAACACAGGAAAGGGAAUCCUCAAGCACAUUAAGGAGCAGACAUGGGACAAAAGCCGGGCCAGCCCAAGGUGAGGUGGAGAGCACAGCAGAGCAUCCUGCACACCAGGAGCCCCCCAAACAAACACUUGAGCACCAAGUGACGAGUAGGUGUCCUGAGACCUCCUGCAAACCAGAGGAGGACUCUUCAGUGAGUAAUCCACCAACUGCUUUUGGGGAAGAGGUGAAGCUUUCAGAGUUAGCUGACCCCACAGUGGAGGAGAAGGUUCCUCAAGGAACUGCAGCAUCACUGGAAGAAUCUGUGGAGACGAGAGAUGGUGUCUCAGAAAGACCUCAGGAAGAAGAUGACUCGGACAGAGCCGUGCUGGCCCAAGACAAAAUGGACAGCAAAGGAGACAGCAGUGUCCUCCAGGAAACUCAGGAGGACCUGGAGAUAAGCAGGCAAUGUGAAAGCUCCUGCACAGCAGAGGAAGAUGCUUUAUCAAGAAGCAAGUCACUGAGCUCUGAGAGUAAAAUGACACAUUCAGAUAUGAACGCCACAGAAGAUGUCACCGAGGGCCUCUCAGCAGAGGAGAGCACCAGCGUCCCUCUCCUAGGUCAGGAGCCAGGAGAGCACACGGAGCAAGAAACACAGGAAAGGGAAUCCUCAAGCACAUUAAGGAGCAGACAUGGGACAAAAGCCGGGCCAGCCCAAGGUGAGGUGGAGAGCACAGCAGAGCAUCCUGCACACCAGGAGCCCCCCAAACAAACACUUGAGCACCAAGUGACGAGUAGGUGUCCUGAGACCUCCUGCAAACCAGAGGAGGACUCUUCAGUGAGUAAUCCACCAACUGCUUUUGGGGAAGAGGUGAAGCUUUCAGAGUUAGCUGACCCCACAGUGGAGGAGAAGGUUCCUCAAGGAACUGCAGCAUCACUGGAAGAAUCUGUGGAGACGAGAGAUGGUGUCUCAGAAAGACCUCAGGAAGAAGAUGACUCGGACAGAGCCGUGCUGGCCCAAGACAAAAUGGACAGCAAAGGAGACAGCAGUGUCCUCCAGGAAACUCAGGAGGACCUGGAGAUAAGCAGGCAAUGUGAAAGCUCCUGCACAGCAGAGGAAGAUGCUUUAUCAAGAAGCAAGUCACUGAGCUCUGAGAGUAAAAUGACACAUUCAGAUAUGAACGCCACAGAAGAUGUCACCGAGGGCCUCUCAGCAGAGGAGAGCACCAGCGUCCCUCUCCUAGGUCAGGAGCCAGGAGAGCACACGGAGCAAGAAACACAGGAAAGGGAAUCCUCAAGCACAUUAAGGAGCAGACAUGGGACAAAAGCCGGGCCAGCCCAAGGUGAGGUGGAGAGCACAGCAGAGCAUCCUGCACACCAGGAGCCCCCCAAACAAACACUUGAGCACCAAGUGACGAGUAGGUGUCCUGAGACCUCCUGCAAACCAGAGGAGGACUCUUCAGUGAGUAAUCCACCAACUGCUUUUGGGGAAGAGGUGAAGCUUUCAGAGUUAGCUGACCCCACAGUGGAGGAGAAGGUUCCUCAAGGAACUGCAGCAUCACUGGAAGAAUCUGUGGAGACGAGAGAUGGUGUCUCAGAAAGACCUCAGGAAGAAGAUGACUCGGACAGAGCCGUGCUGGCCCAAGACAAAAUGGACAGCAAAGGAGACAGCAGUGUCCUCCAGGAAACUCAGGAGGACCUGGAGAUAAGCAGGCAAUGUGAAAGCUCCUGCACAGCAGAGGAAGAUGCUUUAUCAAGAAGCAAGUCACUGAGCUCUGAGAGUAAAAUGACACAUUCAGAUAUGAACGCCACAGAAGAUGUCACCGAGGGCCUCUCAGCAGAGGAGAGCACCAGCGUCCCUCUCCUAGGUCAGGAGCCAGGAGAGCACACGGAGCAAGAAACACAGGAAAGGGAAUCCUCAAGCACAUUAAGGAGCAGACAUGGGACAAAAGCCGGGCCAGCCCAAGGUGAGGUGGAGAGCACAGCAGAGCAUCCUGCACACCAGGAGCCCCCCAAACAAACACUUGAGCACCAAGUGACGAGUAGGUGUCCUGAGACCUCCUGCAAACCAGAGGAGGACUCUUCAGUGAGUAAUCCACCAACUGCUUUUGGGGAAGAGGUGAAGCUUUCAGAGUUAGCUGACCCCACAGUGGAGGAGAAGGUUCCUCAAGGAACUGCAGCAUCACUGGAAGAAUCUGUGGAGACGAGAGAUGGUGUCUCAGAAAGACCUCAGGAAGAAGAUGACUCGGACAGAGCCGUGCUGGCCCAAGACAAAAUGGACAGCAAAGGAGACAGCAGUGUCCUCCAGGAAACUCAGGAGGACCUGGAGAUAAGCAGGCAAUGUGAAAGCUCCUGCACAGCAGAGGAAGAUGCUUUAUCAAGAAGCAAGUCACUGAGCUCUGAGAGUAAAAUGACACAUUCAGAUAUGAACGCCACAGAAGAUGUCACCGAGGGCCUCUCAGCAGAGGAGAGCACCAGCGUCCCUCUCCUAGGUCAGGAGCCAGGAGAGCACACGGAGCAAGAAACACAGGAAAGGGAAUCCUCAAGCACAUUAAGGAGCAGACAUGGGACAAAAGCCGGGCCAGCCCAAGGUGAGGUGGAGAGCACAGCAGAGCAUCCUGCACACCAGGAGCCCCCCAAACAAACACUUGAGCACCAAGUGACGAGUAGGUGUCCUGAGACCUCCUGCAAACCAGAGGAGGACUCUUCAGUGAGUAAUCCACCAACUGCUUUUGGGGAAGAGGUGAAGCUUUCAGAGUUAGCUGACCCCACAGUGGAGGAGAAGGUUCCUCAAGGAACUGCAGCAUCACUGGAAGAAUCUGUGGAGACGAGAGAUGGUGUCUCAGAAAGACCUCAGGAAGAAGAUGACUCGGACAGAGCCGUGCUGGCCCAAGACAAAAUGGACAGCAAAGGAGACAGCAGUGUCCUCCAGGAAACUCAGGAGGACCUGGAGAUAAGCAGGCAAUGUGAAAGCUCCUGCACAGCAGAGGAAGAUGCUUUAUCAAGAAGCAAGUCACUGAGCUCUGAGAGUAAAAUGACACAUUCAGAUAUGAACGCCACAGAAGAUGUCACCGAGGGCCUCUCAGCAGAGGAGAGCACCAGCGUCCCUCUCCUAGGUCAGGAGCCAGGAGAGCACACGGAGCAAGAAACACAGGAGAGGGAAUCCUCAAGCACAUUAAGGAGCAGACAUGGGACAAAAGGACAUGCAGCUCCACAGCCAGAGGCUCAGCCAUGCUUGCAGAGCGUCACCAGUCAAAAUACAGAACAGAAGAAGACUAAAGAGUUCAACUUACUGAAAGGUGAGGAAAAGAAGCUUCCCUUGUGCGUUACUCAUCGACCAGAAGGCCCUGAUCCACCAGGAACAAGACUUGCCAUUCUGGGCCUCGCAUUGCUCGUCUUCUGCAUAUUCUUCUUCAGCAACUCAACUGCCAAGUCCCAGCCGACCCCCAGGAACCCCACAGUGGAGGCCUUCCUGUCCCAUUUCAACGAGCUGCAGGACAAGUUUCCUGGGCAGAAUCCCCACUUGUGGUUUCGCGGGCGCAAGUUCUUGCAGAAGCACCUCAACACAUCCCAGCCCACGCAGCCGGCCAUCAUCAUCCUCAUGGCUGCCCGCCAGGGUGAACGGACCUUGCGGUGCCUUAGCACCCAGGUGGCUGACGCCUACGCGGCCGCCCUGCAUGCCAGCACGGUGCAGAUCGAUGGCAGGGAUGUAUCUGAGCUCCAGAGUGACGAGGCCAAGCUGAACAUGGACUCAGAGCUCAGUUCAGCUUUCCAGGCUGGGUACCGUGCUGCGGUGAUACACCGCUUCGAGCUGCUGCCGGCAGGGGCCACCCUCAUCUUCUACAAGUACUGCGACCACGAAAGUGCUGUUUUCAAGGACGUGGCCCUGCUGCUGACAGUGCUGCUGGAGCAGGAGGCGCUGGAGACCCAGAUCAGCCUCCAGUGGGUGGAAGAGAGGGUCCGCGACUUCCUCUGGGCCAAGUUCACCAGUGCCAGGACCCCCAGCUCCUACGACCACAUAGACUCUGACAAGAUGAGUGGGCUGUGGAGCCGCAUCUCCCACCUGGUGCUACCAGUCCAUCCGGUGCAGAACAUUGAGAAGGGGGGCUGCCACAUCCACACCAAAACCUAGGGACAGAGGCUGCCAGAGUCCUGGGAAGGACUGGAAAGCCAGUCCUGGCCAGCCCCGGUGCAGGCAGAGACACAAAUGAACAAGGAAUUCACUUCGUAACACCCCUGUGCUAUUUCUCUACAAUUUGUUUCCCAUUCUUCCUGGGAAGAGUUCGACAGGUACAAAUUGAUCCAGGCCUUUUGGCUAGCUAAGGUAAUAGACUGUAUGCUUCCUUCUGACAGGUGGGAAGAGCUGAUAUUUUAGACUGCUAGUUGCACAGGAGCACAUUUCAAUGUGGGGAGGCAGGAGGAAAAACAGUGCUGUGCAGGAAGUGGAACAAAGGAAGGUCAAACUCCCUAAACCCAACAUAUUGAAGUCAUGCUUCAAAAAGAAAAUCAGUUUGCUAGUCAAGGGUUUGACCAGUCAGUCCUGAUACAGCUCCACUGACUGAUUUAAACCCAAAGGCCAGAUCCUAAAUGCCAUCUGUUCAAACAAACCUGCAAUCCAGAAUUCCUCCAAACGUCAAUUACAAAAAAAUUAAAGUUGUCAGCACUUAAACACUACACAAAAACAGGGGAAUCCCCCACACAGAGCGGCCCUUAUGCCAUUCUGAAAACAAAAAACAAUGAAACACAAACCACUUCAUUAUCGCUCUAAUGGUGCGAAGCCUCAAGGGAUCACACAGGUAAAGGAAUGAGUAAUAGAGUUUAACUUAAUGCUACCUUUUAAAAGAGUUCAGUUGUGAUCCAUUUGCCACCACAGGGCUACAAGCAUCUCUUUGGGCUGAUGCAUCAGCCUUGGUCCUACAUGGUUCCUCUUCACCCAGGUAUCUGAUCUGCACUUAGGGCUGGAAGCCAUCGGAGGCAUCUCUAAGGCAUUUCCCUGCACAGAAGGUGAGCCCUCGGGGUCAAGACAGGAGCGAGCUGUCAAAAUGCCCCCUCAUGCCCCUCCACGGCUUUUCCAGGGUGGUUCCUCACGCACUAGGCCUUGCCCAGGGACCGUGAGUGUUUGCAGUCCAGCAGUUCCCUGGCUUGCUUUCUGUGAUUCUGCCUGCCCCUCCCCAGCUAACUUUUAUUGAUGAAUGUAGAUGAUAACACUGAUAUUUAUUUCAGACCAGGUAAGGCAGCAUACCAGGCCCUUGCCCACCAAAGGUACAUUUCCCUUCCUGCCAGGCAGGUGGUGCUCUGGCUGCUAUUAGAGCAACUGGGAGCAGAGCUGAUACCAACUAGUAAAGACAAAAUCUCUGGCAUGAACACCAGAAACCCUUAAGCAGGCUGGUUUCUUACCGUACCUCCUCUUCUGCACCCCAAGGAGGGAAAGCCAAGUCCUGCAAAUGCUGUGGCCCUGCACGCUGAAUCACUGCAGGAGUGCUGGGGCAGAGCUGCUAACUCAGGGAGCACCUAGGAGCAGGCACAGGUUGAAGUAUUUAUAAUAACCCAGCAGCCUGCCCCAAGUGUCAGCCCCUCGUGCCUACAAUCCUGCCUGCUGGAGCACAGCACAGCUUGCUUCUGUACAGACAGCACAGACUGAAGCCUUGCAGAGGCUGAGUCUGCAUCUGAACAAGACACAAAUCGAGAACAGGUCGCUGUUUUUACAAGCAGUGCAUCUGAGUUCUCUGGACCCCCAUGUCGGCCGGGUCUCCUGCCAACGGUGCCUUGCUGAUCUGCCCAGCUGCUGGCUCAGCUGUUCAUGCCAGUGCCUGAAAUCACAGCCCGUCUCUUCUGUCCUCCGCCACGUGCCUUGUCCUCCCAUGGGAGAUUUGUGGCCAUAAACUUGGAGCAGGGGACAAAAAGAAGGAAGAGGGGAUUAUUUGUUCAAAUUGGAACCAAAGAGUAGACAUUUCAUUUCUUUAUGACACCAGGCACAGGAAGACAGGACUUAUGAGGUGUUGCCCACUCUCUCCACACCUGACAGCAUUUUAUCCACUACCCCAAACUUAGUGAUGCUUACCUCCAUUGGAGACAGGGAGCUGAGUUACCCCUGCAGCAUUAGCUGCGGGUUAGACAUGAAGUGUCCCUUUGCAGAAGUUUUAACCAUGCCAAACAGCAGGCUAGACAUGCUGGAGCCCAGCAUCAGCAGACCAGCCUCAGGGCUUGAUUUUGUACAAGAUACCGGUUGCUUCCUCCCCUUCCUCUUUUUUUUUUUUUUUUUUAAACUGCUACCCACUACUUUGGUAACAGAAAACACUGUUUCUGCUCUGCAUGGUUCAGCAUUGGUGCUGAUGUAAGAACUGGCAAAGCAUUAAUCAUGUUAUGAAAAUAUCUUGAAGGAAAUGAGUAUUUUAAAGUUAACUCACUACCAGUUUUAUCUACUGUGUGUAUAAUGCAUAGUCAAGGCAACUUCACGCUGCUUGGGCACCUCACUGUAAACAUCAUCCAGCAAAGCUGUUCUAAUAUAGAUAUAUUUUUAUGACCUUUUAAAGACAAAAAAAAAAGAAAAAAAAUCUGCUUGCUUCUGAAACAAGACUUCUAUUUAAAAAUAAAUGAGAUUGUGUU
Messenger RNA from Cygnus atratus (black swan), 7879 nucleotides. RefSeq lists its product as uncharacterized. Gene Ontology annotation, molecular function: ATPase activator activity. The transcript is spliced from 17 exons. The record is from RefSeq and is a predicted model, not a curated record. Bases 375 to 5405 code for a protein of 1676 amino acids. Lineage: Eukaryota; Metazoa; Chordata; Aves; Anseriformes; Anatidae. Gene Ontology annotation, biological process: membrane organization. Gene Ontology annotation, cellular component: membrane.